This is a messenger RNA of Rhipicephalus microplus (southern cattle tick), 1396 nucleotides long. RefSeq lists its product as uncharacterized. Gene Ontology annotation, molecular function: metallocarboxypeptidase activity; zinc ion binding. NCBI's taxonomy places the organism in Eukaryota, Metazoa, Arthropoda, Arachnida, Ixodida, Ixodidae. The record is from RefSeq and is a predicted model, not a curated record. Gene Ontology annotation, biological process: proteolysis.
UCGCCGUUUCGACAGCGCUGCGACCGAAACUCACGACUGACGUAGCCGGCAAGCUCACGUAGCGUAGUUCGCAAGACUGAUGAAAAAGCCAUGGCUGAGGCUCACACAUGGCGUGUUUUGUUAAGCUCUUACACGUUAGUCGCUGCGCUGGUCCUCUUGUACAGGGCGUCUCGGUGUUUCGCACUGGAGAAGAGCCGACCUGACUACACAGUCUAUCACAACCUAUCCGCUGUGUACGCCGAAGUCGCCGCCUUGGCUGAAACUUACCCGACCUACGUUCAAGUUGAUCACAGGUUCAAAUCGGGCAACGGCCUCUCCCAGCUGGUCGUGAGGCUGGCAAACUUCUCCGACAGCACGUUGCACUCGGCACCGCAGUUGCGAAGCUACAAGGUUCGCGCGCUACUUCUGUUCGGGCAGCGUGGGGGUGAGCUUGUGACCGUCGAGAGUGCCUUGCAUUUCCUGCGGCAGCUCUUCAAUGGACUCUCGGCGCCGAGUCACACCGUUGAAGGGGCUGUCAGUCGAAAGCUCCUGUCCAAAGUCGACCUACACCUCAUAGUCCUGGUGAAUCCCGAUGGGUUCAACCAUGCCGAGCGAACGGGCGACUACUGCUUCGACAAGACGGCGUCGGGGGCAAAGAUGAGCUCUCUUUUUGUCUGGGACCUGGAUAAGCACUUAAACGCCGAGCCCGAAACCCACGUCUUGCUGAACUUGAGCCGGGCACAGCCGUACGACGCAUUUGUUGCCUUCCAUUCGGGUAGCCGGGAAAUCCAUCUACCUUAUGCAGGGGUGCAGCCGGGCGUGUUUGACCACAAGCCAGCCAACUUGGAAGCGAUGACAGCAUUCGCCAAAGAAGUUGCAUUGGCCGUCAAGCCGAAAUUCAUCUACGGACAGGCAAAGCACCUGUUGAACAGGCAGCUCAACGGAACGGCGUUGGACUUCAUGGCUGGAGUGCGCAAGGUCCCAUUUUCUGUGUCUAUUGGCCUCUGGGAAGGCCUCGUCAGUUCCACGGGGUCAGACUGCUUCCGGCAGCUGAAUCCUGAUGGCGCUUUGCUCAAGAAAACUCUGAAAGAGCUGUACCCAUUGUACGCGGCCAUGUUCUUGCACUUGAUACAAUGGAAGGAGCAGCAAUCACGCCAUGCCUUCAGCAUAGAGAGUGACGGACCAUCCCUGCUGGUGUGCAUCGCAAUGCUCUCUCUAGUCAUGCUGGUGAUGGUUCUCUUUACGUGCCAGCGCCGGCUGCCAGACUCGAUGCGCUUCUACCCGAGGCGUCGUGUGGUCAGUCUCAAGAUGCUCAGCUCGUCACUGCACAGCAGCUGAUGGCGGCUCUCAGUUUGCUGGUGCAUUGCGGGAUUCGCUAUGUUUCCCCGAAUCUCAUGUUGCCUGUUGUUUUUAUGUU